Vigna umbellata (rice bean) is the source of this 2938-nucleotide messenger RNA. Its product is annotated as large ribosomal subunit protein uL23-like. The record is from RefSeq and is a predicted model, not a curated record. Gene Ontology annotation, cellular component: ribosome. Gene Ontology annotation, molecular function: rRNA binding; structural constituent of ribosome. NCBI's taxonomy places the organism in Eukaryota, Viridiplantae, Streptophyta, Magnoliopsida, Fabales, Fabaceae. Gene Ontology annotation, biological process: translation.
CCUCUAAGUUUGAGUUCUAUAUAAACCAUCCCUAUUCUUCCUUUAACUUCAGCUGUUCAACCCUAAACCCUAAUUUUGGUUUCUGCUUCUGCAACCCUCUGAUUUUCAAGGAGGUUGUGAGAAUUGUUGGUGAGUGAUUGAUAUGGCUCCUACUAAGGUGGUCAAUGCUAAAAAGGCUGAUCCCAAAACUCAGGCCUUGAAGACGGCUAAGGCCGUCAAGUCUGGUGGCCAAGUGUUUAAGAAAACCAAAAAGAUCAGGACAUCAGUUACAUUUCACCGGCCAAAGACAUUGAAAAAGGACAGGAACCCUAAGUAUCCUCGCAUUAGUGCUCCGCCCAGAAACAAGUUGGACCAUUAUCAGAUACUUAAAUUUCCUUUAACUACCGAAUCUGCAAUGAAGAAAAUCGAGGAUAACAAUACACUGGUUUUUAUUGUUGAUCUCCGUGCUGACAAAAAGAAGAUUAAAGAUGCUGUGAAGAAGAUGUACGACAUUCAGGCCAAGAAAGUAAACACAUUAAUCAGGCCAGACGGAACUAAGAAGGCCUAUGUUAGGUUGACUGCAGAUUAUGAUGCCUUGGAUGUAGCCAACAAGAUUGGUAUAAUCUAAGUUGUAAUACUUUUUUUUUAAGAUAGUUCUUCUAUAUGUCCCUAUUUUAGGACUUUUUGUUCUCCAUAUGUAUUAACGGCUGUUAAUUCAAUUUUGAGUUGAGUACAUUUAUAUGAAUUAGGGUUUAUGCUGGUAUAAUUAUUCUCUGAUUGAUUGCCUUCUUUCUUGGUUUAUCAUUAUUACCAUUGUAAUAUGUUAUUAUAUAUUUCAUACGAAAGCAAUUGUCCCCUUGAAAUUCUAUAUCUUUGUGGUCCACAUCUGGAUUAAUUUAUAUUAAUUUAUUCUGCUGAUUUUCUGCGUUAAGUUUUGUACAAUGUUAGAGUUUGUUUAUCUUUUCUUACAGGAUUAAAGUUAAAUAUUUGGUACCUUUUGGCACAGAAUUUGAAUCACCACUUGUGAAACCUUUUCAUGAAAUUUCUUGAACUCGUCAAAAUAUUGUUUAACAAAAAUAUCCUCUAUAUACCAAAUUUUGUAAUUCUAGACGGGCAAGUUUUCACUCAUGACUCUUCAUUUUCAUUAAUUUAAACUCCAAACAAUUCUAUAAAUUUUCCCAUGAAUCAUUAUUUUCAUCUACCACCACUUUCUAACAAUCAUUGUAUGGAAGUUUAAGUUUAGCUUGAAAAGCAGAGCUGGGGGGAUUUCUGACUCCAAUGUUUCCAAGGUCUGAUCACUCUCCUUUUCUUUAUUCCAUACCACAGAUAUUAAUUUCUGUCCGGAUACUAGCAUGUUGAUUAUUACCUGUUAUCUAUUGUCAUGUAAGUUGGUGGUUGGUAAUUGUAAAUUUUGUUGAUGAAUCUAUCAUGGUUUUACUCAUGUAGUCGAAUAUAGAAAUAUAGGCUAAUCUAAUGGUUAGGCACUGCAGACUUGUUCCUGGAUUAUAAUUUGGAAGCAGCCCUUGGGCAUAUUCUAGGUCAGUCUCUUAUAUUGAGGAGACUUCUUUAUUUUGAAUGCAGACAUAGUCAGGUGUCUGCCAUUAUUUGGUAGAGACUGUUACUUGUCUGCGACAUAGAGUACCGAGGGUGUGUCCAACAAAUAUGGGUUUUCUAUGUUGUUGGAUAACACCUCUAUGGAAGGUGUCCAUCGUUGCCCAGUAAUACACUUGUUAUUAUUUGAGCUACAUCUGGAUUCUACAUCACAUUUUCUGCCUCACUUUUCUUCCUUUUACACAAUCAUUUCAUACAUAAUUUGUUGGAUUCACCGUUUUUUUAUGUAGUUAAGCAAAUUUAAUUAUUGAAUUUCCACUAAUGGUGCCUGAAUACCGGUGUUAUUUUUUUUCCUUUGUUAGCAACUAUAUUGGGUUCUCUUUAAUUAUUGACUAUGUCUGGUAUUCAACUAUAUAGACUGCCGUUUUUUAGAAUUUGGUAGAGACUGUUCAUGUCUGGGACAUAAUAUAACGAGAGUGAGUCCAACAAAUAUGGGUUUUCUAUGUUGUUAGAUAACAUCUCUUUGUAAGGUGUCCAUCGUUGCCCAGGAAUAUACUUUAUUAUUAUUUGAGCUACAUCUGGAUUACACAUCACAAUUUCUGCCUCUCACUCUCUGUUAUUUUCAACAAAAUCGUUCUUAUGUUAUUUGUGUUGUUAAAUUUCGUUGUUGUAUGCAUAUUUACAGACAAGUUUACUUAUUUGAAGUUCCACUAAUGGUGCCUGAAUACCGUGUUAGUUUUUUUUCCUUUGUUGCUAAACAAUUAACAGAGGAAUAUAGUUUGUGACAUCUUUAACUUUGAAUACCAGACAUAGUCAGGUGUCUGCCGUUUUUUGGAAUUUGGUAGAGACUGUUACAUGUCUGGCACAUAAUAUAAUGAGAGUGAGUCCAACAAAUAUGAGUUUUCUAUUUUGUUGGAUAACAUCUCUUUGAAAGGUGUCCAUCGUUGCCCAGUAAUAUACUUUAUUAUUAUUUGAGCUACAUCUGGAUUCCACAUCACAAUUUCUGCCUCUAACUCUCUCUGUUAUCUUCAACAAAAUCUUUCUUAUAUUAUUUGCGUUGUUAAAUUUCAUUGUUGUAUGCAUUUUCACAGACAAGUUUAGUUAUUUGAAGUUCCACUAACAAUGCCUGAAUACCCGUGUUAGUUUUUGUUUCCUUUGUUGCUAAACAGUUAACAGAGGGAUAUAGUUUGUGACAUCUUUAACUUUGAAUACCAGACAUAGUCAGGUGUCUGCCGUUUUUUGGAAUUUGGUAGAGACUGUUACAUGUCUGGCACAUAAUAUAAUGAGAGUGAGUCCAACAAAUAUGAGUUUUCUAUUUUGUUGGAUAACAUCUCUUUGAAAGGUGUCCAUCGUUGCCCAGUAAUAUACUUUAUUAUUAUUUGAGCUACAUCUGGAUUCCACAUCACAA